Molecule: messenger RNA, 396 nt
Organism: Rhinocladiella mackenziei CBS 650.93
Lineage: Eukaryota; Fungi; Ascomycota; Eurotiomycetes; Chaetothyriales; Herpotrichiellaceae
Exons: 6
Coding region: 1-396 (131 amino acids)
Biological process (GO): nucleosome assembly
Molecular function (GO): protein heterodimerization activity; DNA binding; structural constituent of chromatin
Source: RefSeq, a predicted model, not a curated record
AUGCCUGUUCCAACCCCAAUCUAUGGCGACGGUCCCAACAGACUAGGUGCCAAGAUUUCUAAUCGCCACCGAGUCAACAGUCAUAUGAGAUAUGCCAUCAACGGCAUCACAAAACCAACUAUUAGACGUCUUGCCCGCAAAGGCGGCAUUUAUCGAAUUCGAUCCGAUAUCCACGACACAGUCAGGGGCGUCCUGCAGAAGCGUUUGGAAGAGAUCAUUAGGAAAAUCAUCAUUGUCAUAAGCCAGGAGUAUCCACCAGACCACCCAAAUUGUCGCAAGACCGUCACGACUCAAGAUGUCGUGUUUGUCCUUUACCGUAUGGGAAGAACGCUCUACGGCUUCGACCAGCCGUACUCGAACAAGAGUCGUCGUGCCAUCCUACCAUGGCAAGCUUGA